ACUCAUUGAGCUAUAAAAGAACGGACCCACUGUCCCGGCAGCGCGCCACAGCCAUACCACACAGGGCAUACCCCGCGAAGGGAAGAAGACCAGCGAGCUGCUGUCCACUGAUUUCUCAUUCCCCAUCUCAUUAUUAAACUCAUUCCACAAUGCCUGUGAAUCAGAAAUUUCAAGGAGGGAAAGCCUUUGGAUUACUAAAAGCUCAACAAAGGGAGAGAUGCGAGGAAAUAAACAAGGAAUACAUGGAAGACCAGAAAUACCGGGAUGAGGAGGACCUCCCAGAAAAACUAGAUUCCUUUAAAAACAAAUAUGCAGAGUUUGACCUGAAUGACCAGGGAGAGAUUGAUAUGAUGGGGAUGAAGCGGAUGAUGGAGAAGCUGGGUGUUCCUAAGACCCACCUGGAGAUGAAGAAGAUGAUCUCCGAGGUGACCGAAGGCAACAGCGACAGCAUCAACUACAGAGACUUCGUCAAGAUGAUGCUGGGCAAGCGCUCGGCCGUCCUCAAACUGGUUAUGAUCUUCGAGGACAAGGCUAACGGGGCCAGCUGUAAGCCUGACGGGCCUCCACCCAAACGGGACAUAGCCAGCCUGCCAUAGACCCAGGACAUCUAGAGCCUCUAGACUACAGAGGGGUCAUAGGGACCCGACCCCGACCAUUUCACCAUCCUAGGCCCCUGCCCUCAGCCAGGGACUUGUGUACAUAGCCUUAUCAACUCCCCACCUCAGGACGCACACACAUCCCAGAGGGGGGGGGGUUCCUCCUCUGUUCAAAACGUGGAAAAGAGAGAGAGGAGCAAUCUCUUAACUAUAUAUAUUUGCUGUGAAGACGUUAAGGUAGAUUAGAUUUUUUAUGAUCAGUACAUACAUGUAUAUAUUUAUAUCGAUAAUGGUGAUGAGAAAUAAUUAUUUUUAAUUAGUGUGAUCACUCAUAACCCCUGGCGAUAACCGUGUAAUUGAGUCGUUUUGUGAAUAUGAGCAAAUUGUUGUUGUGUUUGCUGGGGAUCAAACUAACAGAGGUGACUGUUUUGUAUGUAUGUGUAAUGUGUUAAUGUGAAGAUUGUGUGUCAACAACUCACCUGUUAUUAAGCGAUCUGUGUGUGGAUACUAGUGAAUUUAUCAGUGAUCCUGUUUUAUCAUGAUUUCAGUGUAGCAUUUAACCGUUUUACAGAUGUAAUGAAUUCAGUAUAGUUGUAGUUAGAGGUUUGGGGUAACUGCUUGUUAGAUGUGACCCGUUUUAGGGAAACUAACCCAAAUCCUUAAUCUUAUUAACCACCCCUCCCUCCCUCUCACCCUCUCCCUUAUUUCACUCCCCCCACCACCACCAAAUGUUCUAGUUCCUCUUUCAGAUAUUACAUUUUUAAUCGUGUUAAAGUAGCAUAAUGGUGAUUUAAAGCACACAUAAUAAAAAGAGCACCGUUUUUUAAACACCUUUACACACAGUUGUCAACAUCAUCCCACAUGAUGGAUUAGUGCCAUGCGGACUCCGCUUGGUCAUUGUCUCACUGUAGAUUAAGUUUGAGAGAUUAUGGUCCAACCCGAUUCUUUCAGACUAGAGAUGGGUUACUGUAGUUGGGAUUGGGAUUAGGAUUAGGAAGGGGGGUGGGGGG
Molecule: messenger RNA, 1606 nt
Organism: Coregonus clupeaformis (lake whitefish)
Lineage: Eukaryota; Metazoa; Chordata; Actinopteri; Salmoniformes; Salmonidae
Product: allograft inflammatory factor 1-like
Exons: 6
Coding region: 150-596 (148 amino acids)
Biological process (GO): actin filament bundle assembly; ruffle assembly
Cellular component (GO): actin filament; ruffle membrane
Molecular function (GO): calcium ion binding; actin filament binding
Source: RefSeq, a predicted model, not a curated record